Molecule: messenger RNA, 4177 nt
Organism: Armigeres subalbatus
Lineage: Eukaryota; Metazoa; Arthropoda; Insecta; Diptera; Culicidae
Gene: RunxA
Exons: 6
Coding region: 1596-3380 (594 amino acids)
Biological process (GO): regulation of DNA-templated transcription
Cellular component (GO): nucleus
Molecular function (GO): ATP binding; RNA polymerase II cis-regulatory region sequence-specific DNA binding; DNA-binding transcription factor activity, RNA polymerase II-specific
Source: RefSeq, a predicted model, not a curated record
UUGUGCGAGUAUAUGGCCACAACCGUGUUGGAAUCCAUGCUCCAUCCAUUCGAGAUCCACUAGGGCAGCAAGAAAAACCAUAAAAGCGAUUUUAGUCUAAAACUGUACUCGGCUGACUUUGGAAGCAAUCUUGCCAAAGCUCCUGCGGAUCUCCAUAAUUGUGACGUGGGAAUCAACCCCUUCCAUGAGCGGGUGGCGGUGCUAACCAAAACCUGUGGUGCAAAUCAGUAAUAACGAUAAAACCGAUUUUGUGGAACAUUUUUGACAACAUUUUCGCGGAUAGGUCCGCGACACAGCAAAAAAAAAGCCAUGUCGCGCGGAGUGUGGGAUUGACCAACGGAAUAAAAAUCGCGCGUCCAUUAUAGAGUCCUUAAUAGAGUAAAGUGGUUGUUUUUUUACUCGUUCCGCGUUGGUUUUGGCCAACCUCCUGCCAACCAGUUGUGACUGUGUGACUGAGAGUGGUAUUGGGGGAAAAAGUGACGCCUUCGGUGGGUGUAUGUGUGGCCACUGGAGCACGCCACUCUAGGGAACGUGGGCCAGCCAGUGUUGCGGUGGUUAAAAGCUUUUUCCUCGCCGAAUUCCGGUUUUGGGUUUUUCGUUCUCUCUUUUUUAUAUGCUGGUUGGUGCAAUUCAAUUUUCCUCCUGUACAGUGAAGACAGCCCUCGCGUGAAAAAUCCACCCAAACGAACACAACAUCGACGAACGGUGAUAUUGCCACCGAUGGUGAUGGAAAAAUAGUCAGGGUGCGAACAGGACCAUAAAAACCCCAACGAGAGCCAACACGCGCGAUUACGCCGACAGAGAGCAGUGGGAUUUCUCGCCACCAGCAUUCGGCCUGACAAAAAUGUGAAGUGCUGAAAAAAAAACCGUGUGUGAAAAUAUAUUUAUUUGUGAUUUGAUACGGACACCGCAGAGUGGUGAUCCAAGGGGUGAUACAAUUGUGUGUUAAGUGACGAAUUCACGGCAGGAAUCCAAACCAGGAAAAAAAGUUCAGCUCACGUGUUAUCCUGUUGUUGUUUUUGUUUCGCUUUUUUAACACAGCCACGGAAACCUCGACACGGAGGUUACACCACACCCUUGAUUCACACCCAGCGUUCAAACAGUGACAGAGUGAUCCAAUCCAUCUCCCGCGUUUCGGCCUGGUCGACUGCUGGACCCGUCGAGAUAAACCGUAAACCGCAGUCGAAUACGUGUUGUACACUAUUGAUCAACCGCGGCGGUGGCCAGGCUCUACCCAAAAGGAAGGACAUCCGAGCUUCCACUGUAUCGUUCGCGAGUGUGUGCGGGUUGACGUGAUGAAAAAAAUGGACUGUCCCCGAGUUGGUGGUUUGUGACGCAAGACCCGAUUGAAUAGAUUAUUUUUUGCCGUGCCCGGCUGACAUCCCCGUCAAAGCCGUGAACCCAAGUGACGACGGCAUCCGCACCAUCAGCCAUAUAAUUGUGAGUACUCGAUGGAAUUAAGAUAAAUUGGUUGAGUUGAGGAUUGGAUUCUAACCUGUAUAUACCAGUGGAGAUAUACAGCAGAGUCGAGAAAAAAACAAAGCAACAUCCGCAGACGUGAUAAUAGUAUAAAUCAAACGGAUAGGAUAUUAAAAAUGCAUUUAACUGCGAACAGUACGACGACAAACAGCGGUAGCACAAACGGCAAUACAGUCGGUAGCAAUAACAAUGGUAGUGGAAGCGGUGGUGGAAGUAGUGGGGGUGGGAGUGCCGGUACCAAUAGCAGUAGCAACAACAACAACAACAGCAGUAGUGGCAAUAACAACAACAACAGUAGCAGCAACAAUGGCGCAGCAGCUGGAGAAAAUGGUCCACCGUCGGCCGCCAGCAUACUGCAGGACACCUACACAAAGAUGACGUCCGAUAUACUGGCCGAACGGACGCUGGGCGAUUUUCUCUCCGAGCAUCCGGGCGAACUGAUUCGAACCGGGAGUCCUCUGUUUGUUUGCACGGUGCUGCCACCGCACUGGCGAUCGAAUAAAACACUUCCGGUUGCGUUCAAGGUCGUCGCGCUCGGGGACGUCGGCGACGGCACAAUGGUGACGGUUCGGGCCGGUAAUGACGAAAAUUACUGCGCCGAACUGCGAAACUGCACAGCUGUGAUGAAAAACCAAGUGGCCAAAUUCAACGAUCUCCGGUUCGUGGGGAGAAGCGGACGAGGCAAAAGUUUCACCCUCACCAUAACGAUAUCAACGAGCCCUCCCCAAGUUGCCACCUACAACAAAGCCAUCAAGGUGACCGUCGACGGACCACGGGAGCCCCGGUCGAAAACAAUGUUAUCACCUCUUCUUCUAGGGCAACAGCAGCAGUUCCACUUUGCCUUCGGUCAGCGGCCGUUCCACUUCCCGGCGGAUCCUCUGUCCAGCUUCAGGAUGCCACCCAUAGAUAUGUCACAGUUUGGACUCGGAACGGCCAAUUCACACUGGAGUUACAGCUCUACAGGUCCGUACUCACCCUAUUUGACAUCCUGCACCACUCCAACAGCAGCUCAGUUCAACAAUCCAGCUCUGGGCUUCACCUGCUCCAGCGGCGAACAAAACGCAGGCCAAGAUUUCACCAGCGCCGGAAGAGACUGCGUACCAAUGCUCCCGGAUUCGACGGCAGCCGACUUGGACCAGCACCUCAGUAGCCUAGUGGGAACCCAGCAAACCGCUCAAAUGACUCACCCCAGCUUGAUGGCCGCCAAUGGGAGCAGUAACACUCCGGGCAACGGUACCAAUGGUGGCGUUACGUCACAAGCAAACACCAUCACAACAACGAAUGGUUCAAAUGGACUUCUGGUUCCUCGCUAUCAAAGCAAUUCUAGCAACAAUGAUUACACUCUUCACACUAGUCAAAGCGGACCACGAAGUCUCAGUGAUUCCUCUCAAGCGGAGUCCCCCGUUCAAGAAGACCUCCUGUCGUCAAACACACCAAACCUCGGAGGUGCCGCAAACCAAAAUUUCUCCAGCUUAGUUGUUAACCAAAGCCAAUCCAAUUACGGCACAAGCGGUGGCAGUUGCAAUGGUUCACUCUACCCAGUCCUUCCUGCUAGUCUGCUGUACUCCCAACUGUACACGGCAGCCAAUCAAACACACGGCUUCCACAACCAUCCGCUGCAGAACAGUCAUGCAACAUCGCAGAAUUCUUCUAUGCACGCAGGAGAACUACAAAGUGUGAUGGACCACCUGACAUCAUCGACAGCAAACGGUGGCAGGCAACAUCCGAACCUUAUGGCCAACAAUCCGCACACUGACCUUUCCCUAAUUGGAAAUUGUGGUGCGAUGGCUCGAGGCGCACUAGAUGAACCAGGGGCGAGGGCCUUAGCAGGAGGUCGCGGUGUUCCACCCCAAGGGCAAGUCCAAUCCGAAAACGGGAACUCCGUUUGGAGGCCAUACUGAGGAAAGCUUCAACCGUAGGGCUUAAGUGCAAUAUAAAUAAUUUUCCAGAAUAUUUCUGAUUGUUAUCUCCAAAGAAUAUGUUGGCUGUUCUCUAGUUAUGUUGAUAUUUGAUUUUUUUUUCUUUUGAAACGCUUAUUUUUCUUCGACAAUUGUAAAUAACAAACGUUUUCAGACAGGAUAGCAUUUGAACCCACGGUUGAUGUACACUAAAUUCUGCAUGUUAAUCCGUACUAAGAUAUGAGUAGUUAAAGCGAUGCUAAACUUUACAAGAUUGUGAGAUGGUAGCGAUGUCUCUAAUUGUCUUGUGAUAUGGAAUAAAAUGUAUACCAUUGUAAAAACUAUUUCGUGUAAUGGUGUUUUCAAUUGAAAAUAAAACUAAAAACGCAAUGAAGGCUCCUGCCAAAACAUGUCCCAGGCAAGCAAAUCCGAUGUAUUUGUAGUUACCAAUAGAUAUGCAGCUCAUCUCGUUCCAGAACAUCUUUUAUUUUCUAUUGAGAAUAAAGUCAAGUCGAAACUGUAGCCAAAAUGUAGAAAAAUGAAACGAAGCUCAUAGAAAGAGUAAAAUAACAAAGCAGGACUGUGUUUCCUAUCUAGAUGUGGAAUUUUAUCAAAUUAAUGGUAGUGGUGCAUGUGAAAAUGAACAACGGUUACAACAAACUGUGUGACAUGUCUGAGCUCAUCAAUUAGAAGAAAGUAGUGAAGAAAUUUCUCAUCAAAGAUGUUUUUGGAUAUUGUAGGAAAUUUGUAUUUCUACACUGUAAUAUAAAUGCUGUGAAACGAUUACCAAAUAAAUGCUG